ACGAUAUUUAUUUUCGAAAUCGAUAGUCCAGCACUUAUUAAAAUCAGUGUGACUAUGAAAGGCGCAAAAAUACCGAAUGUAUAUUUUUGGAAAUGCAAGUUACGGUCACAUUAAAUGCAACCCUGCUUGUGGAAGCGCGUCGUCUGCGCGUUUUGUAGCUCGUAGUUUUUUUUGUUGAGUUUUAAUUUUUAACUACUAUAAGUGAACGUGUGCGUGGUUUUGACUUAAAAGAAUGUAUUACGCGUAUUACCGUUGCAACUAAACCCACAUAAAAUGACCUCCAUUGAUAGUGUACGUGUGCUGCUGCAAUCGCUGCCAGCAGCAGCGCCCUCUGUCAGCAACAACAACAACGCGCUGCAAAAUGAGUUGACGCCGGCAAAACUUGGCGCUGCUGCAACUCCAUUGCGCGCGAGAAACGCGCAGCAGCAACAAUAUCAGCAAUAUGCUCCACAGCAGCUGUUCUAUGGCAACACGCCGGAAAAAUCAGCGCCGGGAGCAAAUGGUCAAGGGCAAGGAGCGCCAGAAGAAUUCUGGCGGGAUCUGCAUCAGUUUCACGAGCGGCGAGGCACGCCACUGACGCAGGCGGCCAAGAUCAGUGGACAACACGUGGAUCUGUAUCGACUUUACCAGGAGGUGACCGAACGCGGUGGCUUCAACAAGGUGAACAUGCGCGAUGAGUGGGACGAGGUUUAUAGUGCAUUGGACACGCUGCGCGAGCGCUGUGUGAAUGGCACCGCUGGCAUCAAGCACAUCUAUCGUCGCUACCUGGACAAAUACGAACGUUUGAAUUUCCACGGUGAGGAUCCCGACAAAUUAGAGGCACUGGAGGCUGCCAUCGAAUGCGCAGAACUGGGUGCCAGCGCUAGAGCACGCUCUCGUGCCUUGGCCAGCGGUGGCGGCGUUGGCAGUGGUCUGGGACUUUCCGGAGGUGGCUUGGGCAGCAUGUUUGGCAAUGCGCAUUCCACUUUGACGGCGGUGCCGAUGGCCUACAAUCAGCGGCAGCACAUCGUGAAUGCAGAUCGCCGGCGGCAGUACAAGAUGUCCACACAGCUGCACAAGCACAGCAGCUAUGAGAAACUGUUGCUGUCGCUCAUCUCACCGCUGCCUAAUGAGCAGGACUUUGCUAUCAAUGUGUGCACAUUGAUGGCCAACGAGCCACGUCCCACGUUGCAGCUGAGUGAGUGCCCCAAGUUACUGGACGUGCUGCUGGCACAUCUGGGCGUCUAUGCGGAUUACACGAUGCGUCAGCUCUUCCAGCAUGGACACAACACGGCUGGCGUGCAAGUGCGACGUCAUUCGAAGCUCAAUUUCUGGCGCGAUCUGUUGUACGACAAGCCACAGAUAUUGGAUUUGUAUACGGAUGAGCAGGCGUGGCUGGACAACGGUCUGAUUAGCAAGGAUGUCGACGCUGUUGGCAAUUUGGAGCAGCUGUCGGAUGAGUUUGACUUUGAGCUGGACUUUUUGAAUCUGCGUCGUAGCCAUGGCACCGACGAACGCAUUGGACAGCGUGUGCUGCAGAUUGUGCAGCUGCUGCGCAGCCUAAGUUUUCAUCAGGAGAAUGUGACGCUGCUUUCAGCGAAUCGUACGCUGUGGCGUUACCUGGUGAUGGGCGCCAAUGUACGCUGGAGCAACAUUCACAUUCAGGCCUUGGAGACGGCUGGGAAUCUGGCGCAGCAAUUCGAGCUUCUCGAUCCUGCCACAGACGAGUUGUCGCGCAAUUUGCUGUCCACGCUGUGCGAGGGCAUCGAGUCCAACGAUCGCGCCGUCAUCAUCAGCUGCCUGGAGAUACUCUAUAAACUGUGUGGACGUGAGGGCAACGCCCAGCAUAUAAGUCGCUGCCUGGGCUUGGAUUUCUAUCAGCGUGUCAUGCUUCUGCUCUCGCUCACCGAUGUCAUGUUGCUGAUCUUUACGCUGGAGGCGAUUUAUGCACUCAGUGCGCUGGGUGCUCGUCCCUGCUCUAUGCUAAUGCAGGUGCGUGGCCUGUUGGAUCAACUUGUGGCGCUGCUCACUGUAGAGGCGCAAUCCUACGGCGCUGCUGGCUGCAUUUUGAUGCGCGUUGUCGAGGUGGUGCCUGGGAAUAUGCUGCCCACAAUGACGCAGCCAAUGCCCAGCAACCAAUUGACGCAAAUGAUGACAGUGAAGCAACCGCAUCCCCAACCGCAACCAGCUCCCAUUGUGGCAGCACUGCCUCCGCCUGCUCCCACCCAAGUGCAAGUGUUGCCACCGCAGGCUGAAGCCGUCUCGGUGCCCGUCUCAAUUGUGCCUGCCCCCAAUCCAGCGCCGCCUGCGCUGCCUGUGCCGAGUCUGCCGCAGGUGCAGCUGCCCAUGCCCAGCUUGCCGCAAGUGCAGCUGCCGCCAGCUGUGCUGCAAGCCGCCGCCGCCGCCGCCGCCGCAGCCACAUCCUCCCAAGCAGCAACCGCGACUAUUUUGCCCGCUGCUCCCUCGGCGCCGCAGAGUUUUACCCAUGAGGACGAGACGUAUGCGCUCGCCUGGCUGGGCGCCACCUACGAGCGUGCUGGCAAUGGACACGAGCAUCGGGUGGAGCAGCAGGAGCUCUACACCAUCUAUCUGUCGCAUUGCCAGAAGGCGGGCAAGCAUUCGGUUGUGAAUCGCGUGCAAUUCCCGCGUCUCGUGCGACUCAUCUUCAAUCCUACCGUGGGACCAGCCAUUGUGCGCCAGGUGGAUGGCACCGAUCUGCCCGGAACACACUAUAUUGGCAUACGCAUGCGUGCCCAGCCGCUGCCCAUGCAACAGCACAAGGCAGCGCCGGCGGUCGUAGCUACAGCUCCAACAACUGUGGCAACUGUUGUUGCCGCUAAGAAGGAUGCCGCUGGCAAAGCGGAGCCAGCUGCUGGCGAGGCACAAGAGGAAGCGACGACAUCGGCGGUGGCCACGCCCAGCUCAUCGCUGAUCAAGAGUCUGCUCGCCAACAAGGUUAACGAGCGGCAGCUGAAGCAGAAGGCGCAAUCCCAGCCACAGCCACCAGCACUGGUGGCCACCACGUCCUCGGCGACGGGUUCACCAGCAAGCCAACCCAUUAAGGUCACUUCGACGGCGAUUAGUGCGUUCGUGAACAAUCCGCUGAUGCAACACACGCCCGUCAAGGUGGGUCAGACGACCAUUAAGCCAUUGCAUCCGCAGCUAGCGCUGGAGAAGAAGCCCAUAACGGACUCGGCGCCGCCGCCUCUGGCUCCGCUGAGCGGUGCUAAUGUGCUGACCAAGGACUCCCAAGGACGCACACUGAUCAUACAAUCCAAGCGCAAGCUAACCAUCGAUGAGGAGCAGAACAAACGGUUGGCCUUGGACAGCAGCAGUGUUGUUGGGGUGGCUGCUGGCAAGGAGGAGCCUCAGGUGACGCCCUCGAAGAAUGCGGCGAAUCUCUAUGCGGAUCUGGCAGCCUCCAUACUGGAGGACGAGGAUCUGGACGAUGUGCCGCCCCUGGCAGCAUCCACACAAGAGCAGCAGCCCACACAACAGCAUCAACAGCAGCAGCAACAACUGCAACUGAUUCCCGCCAAGGUGCAGCCGGCACAGCGACAACUGAUCUUUCCGGCGGGCAAUGCGACUGCGGCGCCGCCACAACUGAAACUGGCCACCACAGCGACCAUCAAGACGGACCAGGGACUGCAAACAGUGCCCGUCAUACUGCAGCAGAAGUCGGAGCAACAGCAACAGCAACAACCUACGCAGACACAGUACGUGUUGGCCACCAACCAGCAGGGACAGACCUAUCUGGUGGCCCAGCAGACGGCACCCGUGGCUGUGGCACCGCCCACGGCACCGGCCACGCCCACGCUGCUGGUGACACAGACACAGCCGCAGCACAAUCAGCAGACGAAGACGAUCAUCAUACUGCAACAGCCGCAGGGAGUGAGUGCAUCCAAUGUGCCUGGCACACAGAAGGUGAUCAUGACCACGGCCCAGGGACAACAGGUGCUGGUGACGACGACCACAGCGCCAGCUGGGGCCCAGCCACGCCCCCAAACACCGUCCGUGCAGCAACAACAGCAGCAACAGCAGCAGCCACAGCAAAUCUUCAUCAAUCCGCAGCGUGGAGUGCCAGCAGCUUUGGGUGCGGGUCAGAUGUCGCCUUCGCUGUUGUCGCAGCUCAAUCAGAUCCCGGCCACCAUCAAGCUGCAUCAGCCACAGCCUGCGGCACAUCAACAGCAACAACAACAGCAGCAGCAGCGAAGCAGCAUUGUGGCCACGAAGGCAUCGCCGAUUCCACAGCUGCAGCAGCAUCAAUCCAUCAUACAACAGCACAUCAUCUCGAGCCCAGCAGCGACCACAGCAGCAGCAGCGGGAGCAGUUGACAAGCGGCAAAUACUGCUGGGUGGCAUAAAGGAGACGACGCUGAUUACACAGACGCCGGUGACGUCGGCGCCACUGCAGCAAAGUCAACUGAAUUCGCAGACGAUUAUUACGACGCAGCCGCCGAUUGUGGCUGGUGCUCUGCAGCAGCAGCAGCAGCACAUACGCAACGUGCUCGAACAGCAGCAGCAGCAUCAUCCAUCCAUCAUACAGCAGAAGAUAUCGAUGCCCACAACGCAGCUGUCCGAUGCAGGCAAACCCAAGACGACGCCUGCGUUGCCCAUAGCCAAGAAACAGCUGCCGUUGGCAGCGUCGCCUGCGCCAUCUCUGAAGCCACCUCAACAACCACAGCAGUUGCCUGGAGCUACCAGCGAAUCGGCGAGCAAAGCCGUUGAAAGCAAGCCAGCGGAGCAAGUUGUAAGCGCUGCGGCAGUUGUUGCUGUGCCGGCUGCAACUUCGGUGACCAGCGUGAUCGCCCAACCCAAUCCCAAUGCUAAUCCUCAGCCAGCCGCUGCUGUGCCUGUUGCCCCCGUACCCGCUGUGCCCGUCGAUGCCAACUGGCUGUUCAUCUGCGAUUGGCGCAACUGUCCGCGUCGCAAGUUCAAGUCGCUCAACGAGCUGCAGCAUCAUGUGUGCAACGUGCACUGUCCCGAUCACUUGGAUGCUGGUGCCGAGAUCUAUUGCCAGUGGGGCAGCGGUCCCAGCCUGUGCGACAACAUUGCGCGCAAACGUUACUCGCUGAUGACGCAUCUGGUGGAUCGUCAUCUAGCACUGGACGAUCUGCGUGCAAGCGUUCAGCGUCGCCUUGCCACGGGCAUACACAAUGUGGCGCCCGCCCAGCCCACGGUGACCAUUGUGCGCAAUGCAGGGAAUGCGGCAGCUGCUGCGACGCCAGCAGGUAGUGCAGCAGCUCCGGCGACGGCAGCAACGGCAACCGCUGUUGGCACCUCUGCAUUGCAGGCGAUUAAGCGGCAUUCGGCUGAUUUCCUCAACUCGAAGGAACUGAUGGAUGAGAACGAGGGACCAGUCACGAAGAGCAUUCGCCUGACAGCGGCGCUGAUUCUGCGCAAUCUCGUGAACAACACAUCGACGGCAAAACGCAGCCUCAAACGCUAUGAGCCGCAUUUGGCGAAUGUGGCGUUCAGCAAUGUGGAGGCCAGCGGUGUUCUGUCGCACAUAUUGCACGAGCUGAGUCAGUAACAGAUUAGGUGUCUAACAUAUAUCUACUAUAUACUAUUGUUUAUACAUACAUGUAUUUUUGUACGCUAUUCUCCAUGUGCUGCUCUUACAAAAUUAUCAACAACAAAUUAAUUCAACUAACGACACUACUUAUAAAAUGUGAACAGAAUUGAGUUGCUAAAUUAAUAUACACACAUAAUAAUAUUUUAA
Messenger RNA from Drosophila nasuta, 5700 nucleotides. It is a transcript of the gene Bap170, whose product is annotated as Brahma associated protein 170kD. The record is from RefSeq and is a predicted model, not a curated record. Gene Ontology annotation, cellular component: SWI/SNF superfamily-type complex. Bases 274 to 5511 code for a protein of 1745 amino acids. Gene Ontology annotation, molecular function: DNA binding. The transcript has 4 exons. Gene Ontology annotation, biological process: regulation of DNA-templated transcription. Lineage: Eukaryota; Metazoa; Arthropoda; Insecta; Diptera; Drosophilidae.